CUGUCAACGUCAAACAAAUGCCAAAAAAAUUACACAACAACACUGCGGAUCGGGUUUGGAACUAUUUCUAAUUGAUUAUUAUAAUAAAUUACCAAUAUAAUGUCACUAACACUACUUCUAGAAAAGUACGACGUAUCUACAGAAGAAGGUCUACAAAAAGCUCUCGGUGAAAUUGAGAAGGAAGAGUGUGAAGUAAAUGAAGCUCUUUGCAAUGCAUUGUCCCGAGCAUGCACACUGGAGGGGAAGUUGCGAACUGCCAGCCAGGCUUACACCAAGCUGGGAGAAGUGAAGAAUGAUGCACAAGUAGCUGCUGACAUGGUGGACAAGACUGCACUCUUGGCGAGAGAUGUUAGUGCUAAAGUGCGCCAGUUGGACCUUGCUAGAUCUCGUGUGGCAGAGUGCCAGCGCAGAGUGCACGACCUGAUAGACCUGAGGGUGUGCAGUGCGGGUGUGGAUGCAGCUAUCAAAGCACAUGACUAUGAAACAGCGGCGGGCCAUGUGGCGCGCUUCCUCAGCAUGGAGCCCGGCUCGGUGGCGGCGGCGCGCGCCCGGGGCGCCCCCGACCCCCGGCGUGAUAUGGACGCAGCCGCUAAUACCUUACGGGAUCAUUUGGUUCGCAAGUUUGAGGAAGCAGCUAAGAAGGAGGAUGAAACUGCCAUAGAGCGCCUGUUCAAACUGUUUCCUCAGAUCGGACGCGCGGAGGAGGGGGUGGAUCUGCUGGCCAAGUAUCUUGCUUCUCAAUUGGAGGGAUCAAUCCGGCGCGCAGCCACAGUGUCUGAGCUGCGGCUGGACGCGGCCGUGUUCGCCGACUCGCUCACGCGCGUGGUGGAGUGCGGCGCCGCCGCCGUGGAGCGAGCGAGACGGCUACUGGCCUCCGCCACCGCGCCGCCGCCUGUGCAGGCGCAUUGCUUGUUGCCGCGAGCCAUCGCUCUCAUACAACCUACGAUUUGCGCGGGUGUCCGCCGCGUGAGCCAGCAAAUGAUCGCGGCACGGAAGUUGGUGGUGACGGAGAAGACUGACCCCUUAUCAGUGGAGCAUUCCCUCAAUGAGUUGGCUCUGGCUCAUUCGCGGCUCCAGCUCUACUUCGGCUUCUUGAGACGACGGCCCGAGUUGGACACAAGUAUGGACGAAGUAUCCAAGGCGGCCUGCUUGGAAGCCAUCGAGAAAAUAAUAUCAGACUGUGACAUGACGCGGACCACGCAAGACGUGCUCAGCCACUACCUGACGCUCGAGAGGUAUUUUCUAGAAGAGAGUGUGAACAAAGCGCUUAAGAUGUCCACCUCGCAGGCUGGGGCUACCACCUCCAGUUUGGUGGAUGACGUAUUCUUCAUCGCCAGAAAGGUCAUCAGACGCAGCAUAUCGACGGGUAGCGUGGACGGCGCGUGCGCGGUGCUCAACGAAGCGGGCGCGGCCCUGGAGCGCUGCGGCACUGCGCUGCGGCGCCGCCUCACCUCCCCGCCGCUGGACCCGCUGCCCUUCCCCGCGCCACCCUCGCACCAGCAGGCCACCCUGGCGCCGCUCACCAGGCUCGCGGCCUCGAGGGACCUCGACGCACAGCGUGCGCUCUACUUGGCGCACAUGAACGAAGCGGAGGCGGGCGCGGAGUGGUCGGAGCGGCUCGCGGACGAGGCGUGCCGCGAGGCGGAGGCGCUGUGCCGCGCUGCGUCCGCGCGCGCCAAGCUGCGCUCGUGCGCCGCGGGGCUGGGCGCGGCCGCCGCGGCCUUCCGCGCGGCUCACGAGCUGGCCCUCGCGGCCCUGCGCGCCGCGCUCAUGCCCACUGGAGCCGAGUGGGCAGACGCGCUGGUCGACCCCGAUACUGACAUCGAGGAGCUAGAAGAAGAGGCGGGAGCCUUGCCCGCAGCCCUGGAGGUGUUGGCCGAAGAGGCGCGGCUGCAGAUACCUAAGGCCGCGGAUGCUUUAAUGGCUGCCGUGUUGGCGGACCUGUUGACCAGAGCCGAGAAAACUAUGUUGAAGAAUCACUAUGAUCGGCGCGGUGGUAUCUGCGUGGAGCGGCGCUGCCGGCGCGUGGCGGCGUGGGCGGGCGGCGGCGCGCCCGCGGCCCGUGAGCGCGCGGGAGCGCUGUGCGCCGCGGCCGCGCUGCUCGCUGUGGAGCGACUCGCGCACGUGGCCGAUGCUCUACCGCCCAACGCCCCGCUGUCUCCCGCUAGAGUGAGAGACGUGCUGGCUCGCAGGACGGACUUCAAACUAGAGGACAUCAAACGCCUAAAAUUAUAAAGGAGUGUACCUAAUUUAUUUGAAAAUGUUAUAAUUUAUAUCGUUAUGUAGUCUUCAUACCAACAAUUAAAAUCUAUCAUAUUA
This is a messenger RNA of Maniola jurtina (meadow brown), 2319 nucleotides long. RefSeq names its product conserved oligomeric Golgi complex subunit 4 (gene Cog4). Bases 100 to 2235 code for a protein of 711 amino acids. NCBI's taxonomy places the organism in Eukaryota, Metazoa, Arthropoda, Insecta, Lepidoptera, Nymphalidae. The record is from RefSeq and is a predicted model, not a curated record. The transcript is spliced from 14 exons.